This is a messenger RNA of Zygosaccharomyces rouxii, 1086 nucleotides long. It is a transcript of the gene FBA1, whose product is annotated as fructose-bisphosphate aldolase FBA1. The record is from RefSeq and is a predicted model, not a curated record. The coding region runs from base 1 to 1086 and encodes 361 amino acids. Gene Ontology annotation, molecular function: zinc ion binding; fructose-bisphosphate aldolase activity. Gene Ontology annotation, biological process: glycolytic process; gluconeogenesis. NCBI's taxonomy places the organism in Eukaryota, Fungi, Ascomycota, Saccharomycetes, Saccharomycetales, Saccharomycetaceae. The transcript has a single exon. Gene Ontology annotation, cellular component: cytosol.
AUGGGUGUUGAAUCUAUCCUAAAGAGAAAGGCCGGUGUUAUCGUCGGUGAUGACGUUCGUCACUUGUUUGACUACGCUAAGGAGCACAAGUUUGCCAUCCCAGCUAUCAACGUGACUUCCUCUUCUACUGUCGUUUCCUCUUUGGAAGCUGCUAGAGACAACAAGUCCCCAAUCAUUUUGCAAACCUCCAACGGUGGUGCUGCUUACUUCGCUGGUAAGGGUGUCUCUAACGAAGGCCAAAACGCUUCCAUCAAGGGUGCUGUCGCUGCUGCUCAAUACAUCAGAUCUAUCGCUCCAGCUUACGGUAUCCCAGUUGUUUUGCACUCUGACCACUGUGCUAAGAAGUUGUUGCCAUGGUUCGAUGGUAUGUUGGAAGCUGACGAAGCUUACUUCAAGGAACACGGUGAACCAUUGUUCUCCUCUCACAUGUUGGACUUGUCUGAAGAAACCGACAACGAAAACAUUGAAACCUGUGCCAAGUACUUCAAGAGAAUGGCCGCUAUGGGUCAAUGGUUAGAAAUGGAAAUCGGUAUCACCGGUGGUGAAGAAGAUGGUGUCAACAACGAACACGUUGACAAGGAAUCUUUGUACACUCAACCACCAACUGUGUACGCCGUCCACGAAGCUCUAUCCAAGAUCUCUCCAAACUUCUCCAUCGCUGCCGCUUUCGGUAACGUCCACGGUGUCUACAAGCCAGGUAACGUUGUGUUGUCCCCACAAAUCUUGGGUGACCACCAAAAGUACGCUGCUGAAAAGGACGGUAAGGCCGCUGGCUCCAAGCCAUUGUACUUGGUUUUCCACGGUGGUUCCGGUUCCUCUGACAAGGAGUUCCAAACUGGUAUCGACAACGGUGUCGUCAAGGUCAACUUGGACACUGACUGUCAAUACGCUUACUUGACCGGUAUCAGAGACUACGUCUUGAAGAACAAGGACUACUUGAUGAGCACUGUCGGUAACCCAGAAGGCCCAGACAAGCCAAACAAGAAAUUCUUCGACCCAAGAGUCUGGGUUAGAGAAGGUGAAAAGACCAUGUCUGCUAGAAUUACCACUGCUCUAAAGGUCUUCCGUGCCGUUAACUCUGUGUAA